Arabidopsis thaliana (thale cress) is the source of this 2867-nucleotide messenger RNA. Its product is annotated as ankyrin repeat family protein. Lineage: Eukaryota; Viridiplantae; Streptophyta; Magnoliopsida; Brassicales; Brassicaceae. Gene Ontology annotation, cellular component: membrane. The record is from RefSeq and is marked reviewed. The coding region runs from base 633 to 2351 and encodes 572 amino acids. The transcript has 5 exons.
AAGCCCAACUUUUCUGAAAUUGAAGUGAGUUUCUUCCCGAAUCCCUUAAAGUUUCAAACUUUUCAAUUAACUUAUUCCUCUUUCUCUUGUUUCUAUCCGAAUCGUGUGAGGGUUUUCAUUUUCUAUGCUCUGAUUUGGUCUCAAUCGAUGUACGUUUAUAAUGAAUGUGUGUUCUAAAUUGUAAUAAAAAAUGACUAGUAGGUACUAGUUGACAGCUCUCCACAGUUGAAAAUCUCUCUUUUGUAUGAGUCUUUUGGGACAGAGAUGGCAUUAAUUCAGAAACCAGUGGUGUGCAAAGACACUAAUAAGAUCUUCAUGAAGCAAAUACUUGCGUUUACUGAACAGGUGACCAUUACACAGAACAGUAAGCUCUCGCCACGCACAUGGCACAAGGAAGUGAUAUAAACGGACUAACUUGUAGUCUCUUUCCCCUGUCAAGAAUUAGCAAAUCAUCCUUCUUUUACUUGGUAUCAUUGACUUUUUUUUUUGGUGGUUGGGGAACUUAAAUAUGUGUUUUUUGGUAUCUCUCUCUCUGCCCCCUCUUCUUGGUAUCAUUGACUUUUUUUUUUGGUGGUUGGGGAACUUAAAUAUGUGUUUUCAAACGAUUUUUGUGUGAUGAUUUUAGGAUUGUGAUGGACAGUUCUGAAGCACAUCUAGAUAGAAUUGAGGCACAGAGGUCAACGGAUGUGUCUCAUGACCAACAGAAAAAAAGAUACUUCCCAAUGAAUCUGAUAAACAAAGUCGCAAGCAAACUCUGUUCACGAGGAGGAGAUGGCGCCACGCCACCUAUGGGAGACAAUGAAUCUGGGCUAGAGUUCCUCAACAACCUCAAAUUAUCGGAUCUUUUCCAUCUCCCGGGUGAAAAUGUCCAGAUGAAUACGGAAGUUUUUAGCGGACUGAGUGAUGGGGACAAAGAGUGUCUGGAGAUGUUGAAAGGCGUUGGAACGCCAAUGGCAUGUCUCAAGAGCGAUAGAGGAGAUUCAGUUCUUCAUCUUGCUGCUAGAUGGGGUCAUCUAGAACUAGUGAAGAACAUUAUCUCUGAAUGCCCAUGCCUUGUAUUGGAGUUAAACUUCAAGGAUCAGCUUCCGCUUCAUGUGGCAGCUCAUGCCGGUCAUUCGGCUAUUGUUGAGGCUCUUGUUGCGUCGGUAACAUUUUUUUCAGAUAGACUGGCUGAAGAAGAUAGAGAGAGACUAAAUCCAUAUGUUCUCAGAGACAAAUAUGGAAAUACUGCUCUGCACUUGGCCAUUGAAGGACGCUAUAUGGAGAUGGCUGCCUCUCUGGUGAACGAGAACCAGAAUGCUUCUUUUCUUGAAAAUAAUGAGGGAAUAUCUUCCUUGUACAUGGCAGUAGAAGCUGGAGAUGUGACUCUUGUGAAAGAAAUUUUGAAAACCGCAGGUAACAAUGACCUUGAAGGGAGGAACUCUAACUUAGAUUCAAAGUUGGAAGGGAGAAAACAUCUUGUACAUGUUGCUUUGAAUGCCAGAAGUAUAGGUGUCCUUGAUGUUAUUCUUAACGAAUAUCCAAGUCUUGAGGACGAGCGAGAUGAAGAAGGAAGGACUUGUCUAUCCUUUGCAGCAUCCAUAGGGUUUUAUAAAGGAGUAUGCAACCUGUUAGACCGAUCAACAAAGAAUGUUUAUGUCUGUGACGAAGAUGGUUCUUUUCCAAUACAUACGGCUGCAGAGAACGGCCAUAUCAGAAUUGUCAAAGAGAUUCUAAAACGUUGUCCACAUUCAAAACACAUGCUCAACAAACUUGGCCAGAACGUUCUCCACAUUGCAGCAAAGAUUGGGGAACAUAAUCUUGUAAAAUCGUUGAUGCGAAGUGAUGAUACAAAACAUUUGGGUGUUGGUCAAGAUGUGGAUGGUAAUACACCUUUGCACCUUGCUGUCCUAAAUUGGCGCUACCGAUCAAUUAGAACGCUAGCUUCGGAUGUAAAGAUACUGCAACUACGAAACGAUAACGGCUUAACAGCUAGGGGUAUUGCCGAGUCAGUGCUGAAACCCAACUACAUCUUUCAUGAGAGGUUGACACUGGCAUUCUUAUUAGACGCUCACGCGUUUAGGGGUUGUGGAUCUGUUAAGUCGUUAACAAAACCAUCAGAACCACUAGACCAUGAAAAGAGCAGAGAUUACGUCAACACUCUUCUACUGGUAGCAGCACUUGUAGCCACAAUGACGUUUGCUGCAGGUUUUACAAUACCAGGUGGCUUUAAUAGCUCUGCUCCACACUUAGGAAGAGCAACUUUGACCACUGACCCAAAUCUCUUCUUUUUUCUGCUAUUUGACAUAUUGGCAAUGCAAACAUCAGUUGCAUCAAUAUGUACUCUUAUAUAUAUGGGCGCAGUUGGGUGAUCCAUCACUCGUUUCAUCAUCCUUAAAUGUGGCCUUGCCCUUACUGCUUUUUUCUCUACUCUGCAUGCCAUUGGCAUUCCUUUGUGGUGUGGUUACUGCGGUUGGGCAUGUGAAAUGGUUUGUAGUCAUCAUUUCCUUAAUAUCGGCGUUCUUCUUCUAUUGGGCGACCAGUAUCCUUGCCCCCCACGUCAUGCUACAGCUAUCAAACGUUUCUCCCGCGUCAUGUGUUUAUCUCGAUCUUUGUAUGUGUUAUCAAGAGUUGGUGUCAGGAUCUCGAUCGGGCCGUUUAAUUCCUAGACUCCGUCAUUUGAUGAGGCCGAAGAAAGAUUAAGCUCCUUAACUUAUGAAUGGCCAAAAGAGUCAAAUAGUCAAUGAUCAACUUUAAUUUGUGUCAAAAAAAAAAAGAAUGGCAAAUUAAUAGAGGGAAAAUAAACUAUUUUUGUUUCACACAAAGAUUCUGUUCUAUAAUUUCAUUUGGAGAAAUUAAAUUUAAAUAAUAUCUACAAAAAAAUUGUC